Humulus lupulus (European hop) is the source of this 990-nucleotide messenger RNA. RefSeq names its product chaperone protein dnaJ 11, chloroplastic. Lineage: Eukaryota; Viridiplantae; Streptophyta; Magnoliopsida; Rosales; Cannabaceae. The coding region runs from base 146 to 619 and encodes 157 amino acids. The record is from RefSeq and is a predicted model, not a curated record. The transcript has a single exon.
ACCCUCCAAACAACUUUCUCUCUCCUCGUCAUUGACUCCUAUAUAUGCUCUCACACUACAAACCCGUUUUCCCUUAACUCACAAUUCCCAAUUCAACUCCCACUCUUCUCAAUUCCCAAUUCACUUUCAUCUCUUUCUCUCAGCUAUGUCCCAAACCCUAACCCUAGCUCUCCCAACCCUCUUUCUCUCGCCGGAGAAUCGACUCCGUUCCACCGGCUCCGCCUCCGCUUCUUCCUCCCUCAGAUUUCGGCCGCCUUCGUCCUCCAAUCGAUGCAGAGUUUCCUCCGUCAAGGCUUUUGCCGUCACCGAAAGGCCCAGAACCACCGCCGGGAGCUUCUACGAGAUCCUUCGCGUUAAGAGCAACGCUUCUCAGACCGAGAUCAAGAUGGCUUACCGGAACCUAGCGAAGCUAUACCAUCCCGACGCUUCUUAUUCCGCCGAGUCAGUCUCCGACGGCCUUGAUUUCAUAGAGAUUCACAACGCUUAUGCUACGCUAUCUGAUCCUUCGGCUAGGGCUAUGUACGAUAUGUCUUUGGGUAGCCAUUAUCCGAGGUCGCCGUUGUCUUCUUCGUAUGGGUUUAGCUCUACUCGGAGAUGGGAAACCGAUCAGUGCUGGUAGAGAUAUAAUAUUGUCUUCUUCUUCUUCUUCUUCUUCUACGAUUUGGGCUAAUGUAUAUCUUUUCAAGUUUUGGCCUUUAUUUUUGUCUUUUUCUCAUUUUUCUCAUAAACCCAAUUCAUAUUACCAAAAAAAAUGAGUAUUUGUAAAGAAAAAGAUGCCAUUUUUGACAAUGGCAUUGUGGAGAGAAAUUUAUGUAUAUACUGAUUCUACCAUUUUCUUCUUUGUUAUUGUUCAAUUUUUUUCCCUCCUGAAAAGUGGGAUUUUUUUUUUUUUUACUAUAUCUUCAAUGUAUGCAAAAGAUGCCUUCUUUUUCUUCUAGAAAAGUUGGAACUUUGAAUGAAUGGUACAUUUUGUUCUCUUUGCACCAUAAA